AUGCAAUCCUCCAUCUACAGUGACAACCGGAUCACACGCGCUAAAAGUAUACUUGAAAAGAAUUUGAACAAAAGCAGAGGAACAGAGGUCAGUUUAAGUGCACAGACUUUUUUAUUCUCUGAAAUGCUACAGUAUGCACAAAAACGAGUGAAUGGUAUUCAGGAUUUAGAAAGAAAACUGAAUGAAUUUGGAUACCGAGUCGGUUUUCGCAUGCUUGAACUAUUAACCUGGAGAGAAAAAGCAGCUAAACGAGAAACGAAGGUGUUGGGCAUACUUUACUUUAUUCAUAGUACAGUCUGGAAGGCACUUUUUGGAAAACAGGCUGAUUCACUCGAAAAGAGCACAGAAAACGAAGAUGAAUAUAUGAUUUCAGAUAAUGAACCUAUUUUGACAAGAUACAUCUCUGUACCCAAAGAACUCUCUCAAUUAAACUGUAAUGCAUUUGUGGCUGGUAUUGUAGAAGCUGUGUUGGAUGGUUGUCAAUUUCCUGCUCGAGUGACAGCCCAUACGGUACCUAUUGAUGGAUAUCCUCAACGAACGACGAUAUUAAUCAAGUUAGAUAAAGACGUAUUGGAAAGAGAAGAGCUGUUGAAGUGA
Rhizopus microsporus ATCC 52813 is the source of this 597-nucleotide messenger RNA. RefSeq names its product TRAPP I complex. The record is from RefSeq and is a predicted model, not a curated record. The transcript is spliced from 5 exons. Bases 1 to 597 code for a protein of 198 amino acids. Gene Ontology annotation, biological process: endoplasmic reticulum to Golgi vesicle-mediated transport. Gene Ontology annotation, cellular component: TRAPPI protein complex; TRAPPII protein complex; TRAPPIII protein complex. NCBI's taxonomy places the organism in Eukaryota, Fungi, Mucoromycota, Mucoromycetes, Mucorales, Rhizopodaceae.